AUGCCAUUCGCUGAUCAGGCUAACGGGGAGCCUCCCACCGAGUUCGUCUACACGCUGGAACCAAAGGCUCUCGCAGAAUAUGCGUUGAGCGUCCGAAGUUCUGAUCCAUCAGUCCCAGAAGGGGAGACGUUUCAAUGUAUCGCUGAGCUGCCACCGAUUUUUGGACGCAAGAACGUGGUCUUCAGCAUAACCUUCUCUGAUGGCGCGCGCUGGGCGCUUCGGAUACCCUACCCUCCCUAUUCUGAGCUAAUACAGGAUAGGAUGAGGGCAGACAUCGCUACUACGCGUUUCAUUCAAGCUCGAACAGAUGUCCCGAUUCCAAAAAUUCACGCCGCUCUGCCAACUGUGGACAGUCCAAUUGGUGUGCCGUUCAUAUUAAUGGAUUGGGCCCGGGGAGUCUGUCUCGAAGACGUUUGGUAUGACAGGAAAUGGAGAACUGAACCAAGGACGAGAGGCGUUAUAGAAUCCCUGGCUCCCCAUAUGGCAGCCCUAAACGCGCUCGAGUUCCCCUCGAUCGGGACUUUGAUACCUCAAAACACCGAUCCUGAUUCGACUACUUGGUCCGUUGGACCAUUCAUCGAUGAUCGCAAUGAGAUGGUUCCCAACUCGGCCAAUCUCAAUAAAUGUGGUCCUUAUAACUCGGUGCAUGCAUACUACGUAGAAACAAUUGAAAACGCCGCUCGAAGGUUGCAAUCACGACAUGGUCGCGCCCAACUUGCGCUACUUCGCAUGCUUAGCUCCACUCUCCCAUCGUUCGAGUUUGACGGUCCGCCGUUCGUACUAAACCACCCGGAUCUUUGCGCAAAGAACGUAUUCGUUGACCCUGCAACCGGUGUGAUAACGGCGCUGAUUGAUUGGGAUGGAGUGAACACAGGCCCACGACAAAGUGGUUGUGCGCGGUAUCCUUCAUGGAUGACUAAAGACAUGAAUCCUUUCAGAUAUACCUGGAAAGCUACGUACGGCGAUUUCUUGAAAGAGCCUGUUCAGAGCGUCAUUCAAACCCGUGCUCCAUCUCCUGUGCCACCAGAAGAUGUUCCGCAGCCCGGUCCUAGCAGGGAACCGACGGCCGCUGGAGCGACAAACGAAGAGCCGGAUCGUGAUCCCUUCACAUUUGACUGGAACGAAUCAUUGUCUAGCAGCGACGCCUCCUCAUGGUUCGACGGUGGAGACGAUGCUUCAUCCUCAAAAUCUUCCAUCGAGAUCAUCCGUACGGAAGAGUCACCAACCGAGCUCGGCCUGCUAAGAAAAACGUAUCUUGCUUUCAUGAAACUUAUGUACCCCUCCCUUGCAUCUCUCACGGAGCGUUCGCACAUAUCCGAAGCUAUCGAACGAGCGAUUUUCGAUCCUGAAUCGCGACCUAUGAUAAUUAGCAAAUUGUUCGAAGAACUCGUAGGCCCAGGCAGUGCGUGGUGGAUUGCGAGGACAGUGAGGAAAGGGCUGUGGAAUGGAACGUGGCUUUCGAAUGGGUGGGUUGGGCCUGUCGCUGGGGGUGCGCCGCCUACGGAGGUGCUCAGUGGCGGCGAGGUGGAAGAAGCCGACGACUAA
This is a messenger RNA of Cantharellus anzutake, 1545 nucleotides long. RefSeq lists its product as uncharacterized. The transcript has 4 exons. Bases 1 to 1545 code for a protein of 514 amino acids. The record is from RefSeq and is a predicted model, not a curated record. Lineage: Eukaryota; Fungi; Basidiomycota; Agaricomycetes; Cantharellales; Hydnaceae.